AUGGCGGCGAUUGAUCUGUCAAAACCUGUAAGUUCUUCCAAGCUUCUCGCUGCGAUUGAUAUGGGAACCAAUUCAUUCAAGAUGUUGGUGGUUCGAGCGGAACCAAAGGGUAAGUUCCUUGUGGUUGAUCGGAUCAAGGAAUCCGUUGUCCUUGGAAGCGGAAUGCUUGCAGAUGAUGCCGCCAUCUCCCCCGACGCCCAAAACCGAGCUAUCGUUGCGUUGCGGAAAUUCGAUCAGGUAUUGCAGAGGCAGCGAGUUCAUCACACUAAGAUUGUCGCCACCUCCGCUGUACGAGAAGCUUCCAACAGAUUGGAAUUCCUCUCUAGGAUUCGAGAAGAAGUAGGGUUUGAGGUGGACGUUUUGUCUGGGGAGGAAGAAGCUCGGCUUGUCUAUCUUGGCGUUCUUCAAUUCCUACCGGUUUAUGAUACAACUGUUUUAACCGUUGACAUCGGUGGUGGUUCCACUGAAUUCGUUAUUGGGAAGCAGGGAAAGGUGCUCUUUGCGACUUCAUUGAAGCUAGGGCACGUUACUUUAACGGAGGGUUUUGUUUGGGAGGGAAAACUCGUAGAUAUGCGGAACCACAUCCGUUCUGUUCUACAGGAGUCUGGACUGAUUGAGAAGGUCAGGGAGAUUGGCUUCGAGAUUGCCGUUGGUUCUUCUGGAACAGUUCGCUCCAUUGAGAACGCUAUUUUCAAAGGAUAUGGUCGUGGCUUAACGAAUAACAUCACACCCUUGGUGGAAUUCGGAAGGGAUUGGAGAUUCAGUGGGGAGGAACUUCGGGUCGUUGCUGAGAACCUGUGCUGUUUGGAUGCCGGAGGGAUAGAUGCAGCAAGGAGAGCUGGUUUUUUCAAGAGGCGGUCAGAGUUUAUUACAGCCGGUGCAGUUCUCUUGUCUGAGAUUUUUGAGUGUCUUGACAUUGAUGAGAUGCGAGUUUCUGGUUAUGCAUUAGGAGAAGGGAUCAUUUCAGAAAUUCUAGCUACCUCUUGUGAUGAUUACGACAUCAAUGUCAAUUCUAGGUGGCGAUCUGUUGUUCACCUCUCAACAAGGUUUAACAGUCAGAAGAAGAUGAAAUCAGCUGCGUGCUGCGCAAGCAUUGCUAGGGAGAUCUUUGAAGGUGUAAGGAAAUGUGAUGUUCUUACUCACCAUGAAAAUAAAUGUGCAUUUACCUUGGAUGAAAAAGAUCUUGAAUAUCUUGAAGCUGCAUGUUUGCUUCAUAACAUUGGAAUCUUUAUUAGUACAAAUCGCUACCAUAAACAGUCAUACCAUAUCAUCAAGAAUGGUAAUCAUCUUUAUGGAUAUAGUGCUGAGGAAGUUGAGUUAAUAGCGCUCCUUGCAAGAUAUCACAGGAAGAAGUUCCCAAGUUAUGAUCAACCGUCACUUCGGCAUUUCCAAAAUGAUAUGAACGAGAAAUUCAGACUCCUCUGUGCAAUCAUUCGCAUUUCUGUAGCAAUACAGCAGUGUCAGUGGAUGACCUUUGAAGGUCUGGAAAUAUCUCCUUCUGACAAGGAUUUCAAACUGGUACUUAGAAAAGUAACAGAUCGACCUUUGCUAACUGAUAGUAUGCACCAGUCAGUGAAGGAUAUUGAAGCAGAACUAAAGCCGGAGUUGGAGCACUUUAAAGAAGUUUUCCAGCAGAAAUUAUUGUUUGUAGCUCCCUCAACUUAAAACCGUCAAGAUGUACAGAUAUGGUGACGAGAUGCAUAUUCUUACUUCAGAAUGAUAUUCUUUUUCAAGCGCCAAUAACUCAGGUCCCUCCUCCCUUCUGGAGUUCUGUACCUUUUUUUCAUGCAUAGCAAGGCUCACAGUUGUGUUUAUAAUUUAUUCAGUGAAAGUUUAUAAGCAUACAAAUGUAAUCUGCCAGCUUACAACCAAGAAGGAAUUAUUGAGAAACAGAGGCACCCUGUGAAAUAUAUAAAGCCUUGAUUUUUUGAAAAAUGGAGACAAGCCACACAUUGAAUUGGUUUCCAUUUUACAAU
This is a messenger RNA of Telopea speciosissima, 1976 nucleotides long. RefSeq names its product putative exopolyphosphatase. Lineage: Eukaryota; Viridiplantae; Streptophyta; Magnoliopsida; Proteales; Proteaceae. The record is from RefSeq and is a predicted model, not a curated record. Gene Ontology annotation, molecular function: pyrophosphatase activity. The transcript is spliced from 7 exons. The coding region runs from base 1 to 1665 and encodes 554 amino acids.